AUCUAACAAAAUGACAGUGACAUUUAAAAAAAAUACUUCUGAAAGCAAUAUGGUGGAAGCGGUGGCUUCGAUUUUGCUCUUCGAAUUGUAUUGAUAUUUACAGGUUUUGGAACCAUUUUAUUUAAAGAUAUGUCGUCCACGGAACCUUCACAGAAUAAAACAUGGGAGCUCUCCCUGUACGAACUCCAUCGGAUGCCCCAGGAGGUCAUAGUGGACGCUACCGAAAUCGCUGUGUCUCCACGGAGUCUACACAGCGAAUUGAUGUGCCCCAUUUGUUUGGACAUGCUCAAAAAGACUAUGACAACAAAGGAAUGUCUACACCGUUUCUGCUCAGACUGCAUAGUUACUGCCCUUCGUUCUGGUAACAAGGAAUGUCCAACAUGUCGUAAAAAGUUGGUUUCAAAAAGAUCUUUACGGCCAGAUCCUAAUUUUGACUUAUUAAUUUCGAAAAUAUAUCCCAGUAGGGACGAAUAUGAAGCUCAUCAGGAGCGUUUAUUGACGAAGUUGAGCAUGUCUCACUCUCAGGCAUCACUAGUUAACUCAAUCACGGAAGGGAUCAAGUUACAAUCUCAAAACAGGCCUCAAAGGUCUAGGAAAAAUCAUGAGGAUAAUAGUAAUCCUUCAAACUCAAAUGGUAAUACAGAAGCUCAGAAUGGCAGUAGUACAUCAGCUCCUAAAGACAGUACAUCAUCAGUGCCUGGGACUGGUAAUCCGACUCCUCCAAGUCAGUCCACCUCAAACCCUGCUUCAGUGAGGAGUACACCAUCGCCAGUUCUGUCUGGAGUCAGCUCAGUGUCAAAAAACACCAGUACAACCAAAAGGGCCAAAUCAGUCAUAACUUCAGAACAUAGUGAAAGUGAAUCCAGUGAUGGAAGGACAGAAGGUGAAAAUUCCAUGGACACGGAAGGAGAGGGGGAGCCUCUGAACCCAAACGAAAUAGAGUUGGUUUUUAAGCCCCAUCCCACUGAAAUGACUGGAGAUAAUUCACUUAUGAGAGCCCUUAGGGAUAGCUCAGUCAGAUAUUUAAAGACUACCGCUAACGCUUCAGUUGACCACCUCAGUAAAUACUUAGCCAUGCGUCUCACACUUGACCUGGACGCGGAAUUACCUGAAGCAUACCGUCUUCUCAACUUCUGCAUCUAUGUGGCUCCAUCGCCAGGCCAAUUUGUACCGUUGGCUGGCUCACAAACAUUGCGGCAAAUCAAUGAUAAGUUCUGGAAGGUACCUACCGUUGUCAACAAACCAUUGGAGAUGUACUACUCCUGGAAGAAAACCUAGAAGUAAAUAGCAUUUUAGUUAUGUUUAUUUUCAUAACUAAAAUGGGUUUAAAGUGAUAAUAUGAUGCAGUGAUAAUUUUAAUAAUAUAUCUAGCAAUUUUAAUAACUGGAGGAUUGGACUCAACCAAAAUUAAUUAAUAUUCAAUCGAUUGAACUGAAAAUGUUUUAUUAAGGAACUUUGGAGAACAAGUUUUCUGUAAGUUAGGAUAAGAGGAAUGAAAAUCGGUAGCAAAAUUGCUAAUGAUAUACCUAAUAUGAAAUUUAAUUUAUAUGGGAAUGUACAGUUUAUGUGCAAUAAAUGUAAAAAAAAACUAGAGAUUUUUAAUACCC
Messenger RNA from Amyelois transitella, 1607 nucleotides. It is a transcript of the gene Sce, whose product is annotated as E3 ubiquitin-protein ligase RING1. Gene Ontology annotation, cellular component: PcG protein complex; ubiquitin ligase complex. Lineage: Eukaryota; Metazoa; Arthropoda; Insecta; Lepidoptera; Pyralidae. The record is from RefSeq and is a predicted model, not a curated record. Gene Ontology annotation, molecular function: chromatin binding; ubiquitin protein ligase activity. The coding region runs from base 130 to 1278 and encodes 382 amino acids. The transcript has 5 exons.